Rhodamnia argentea is the source of this 888-nucleotide messenger RNA. RefSeq names its product mitotic-spindle organizing protein 1A-like. Bases 222 to 443 code for a protein of 73 amino acids. Gene Ontology annotation, cellular component: interphase microtubule organizing center; spindle; gamma-tubulin ring complex. The record is from RefSeq and is a predicted model, not a curated record. Lineage: Eukaryota; Viridiplantae; Streptophyta; Magnoliopsida; Myrtales; Myrtaceae. The transcript is spliced from 3 exons. Gene Ontology annotation, biological process: gamma-tubulin complex localization; mitotic spindle assembly; microtubule nucleation by interphase microtubule organizing center.
CCUCUUCCUGCCCAAACAAGUGAAGUAGCCUUCCUCUUUCUUCAGCUAGGUUUUCAAUCAGUUUCCUCCACCCUCUUUCCGUCUUCUUCCUCCUGCUCCUCCUCCUCCUCCUUUCAAUAACCGGGUCGCCGGGGAGCGCCGCGCCCGGGCCAUCCAGAUCGACGGCGGACGCAGGCUGACGAGCGAUCCUGGUUUCGUCAGGACGGUGUCGAUCGGCGGCGAUGGACCAGGAAGCUGCCCGAACAGCCCGGGAAUCUCUGGACCUCGCGUUCCACAUGUCCAACAUUCUCGAAACCGGACUCGAUCGCCACACCCUCUCCGUCCUCAUUGCCCUCUGCGACCUGGGCGUGAACCCUGAGGCACUCGCGGCGGUCGUCAGGGAACUCCAGAGAGAGCCUUCUCCAUCCGUCACGAUGCCAAGUCCGUAUCAGACUCAAAAAUAGCGACAAAAUGCUCUGUCUUGCUUUGCAGUGACAGUGCGACUGAAGAUAGGGCAAGGCGGUCCUCUUUUUUUCAAGGGCGGAUUAGUUGUUCCUGGACAAAUCCUAGCUUCCUACAUGCAAAUAAAGAUUUCUGCUCCUCUGUUUCUCUGUUUGAAGAGAUCGUCCAUCUUGAAGAUGUUACAUAGUGGGUUGUUGCUGCGUGGCUGGUUUUUCAAUCUGCAGAAGUUUGUACCUGUCUACUUGGAAUGUACAGCGAGUAUGAAUAUGCCUAUCUCUACCUAUAUUAACUCAGCUGAAAUGUGGGAUUUUGGAGAGUUCUGUGUUAAAUUGACGAUGUUUGGUUUGUGUCUUCCGCGUUGAUGUAAACGCUGAAUCUUGUUAAGAUGUUUUUUCUCUGUCUGUGUCUGAAAGGAAAGAAACAUGAAAUGCAAUGCCAUUUUAGGCA